AGUAUCCCGAGCCCGGACUACUCUGGCUGGAGCUUCACCUAGGUGCCCCCAAUCAUGUGCCAAAACCCCGAAGAAUUCCAUCGUAAACAGGUCCAAGGCGAGCGAAUGCUACGAUUUACUGUACGAGCUGCUACGAGUGCUUGCGUGGCUGUCACCGUUUUUGAUAUCGUCGGCCAUCCUGCUGUUGUCACUGGAGCCUCCAUGGCACCAACAUUGGAAGGAUCAGAUGCGCGGUGGUGGCAUCGAGAUUUAGUAUGGCUGACUCCCUGGGGCAUCCAUAGGCCCAGAGUCGGAGAGGUCAUUACGUUUGUGUCACCACGAGACCCGGAUAAAAUCCACAUCAAGCGAGUGACAGCUGUUGAAGGCGACCUAGUGAGACCGAGACACAGGAAUGAACUUCUGUUGAUACCCAAAGGAUGUUGCUGGAUGGAAAGUGACAAUCCCGUAAAUGCCAACGACAGCAACAUCUAUGGUCCGGUAAGUCGUGGAUUGUUGAAGAGCCGAGCAACUCAUGUGAUAUGGCCUCCAAGCAGAUGGCAAAAAUUAUGAAGAGUGUAGCCACCUCGCAGUGAAGUGUACUAAGGGUACCAAACGACGUUCUCGUAUUCGCCACGAAUCUAGUAUCUUGAAGUCAGACAUAGCAAAAUAUUCUGAAAAUGACAUAACGAGUGACACAGGUGGUUUAAAUUAUUAUCGUUGAUGUAUAUAGUUAUUGCAAUGUCUGUGAUGAUAGAUUUUUUGCAUAGUAGUCCUAUGCAGCUCCAUGACAUGUACAGGGUAAAACAAUACCUGACGGCAGCUACAUUGUACUGUAUGUCACAAGAAUCUGACUAUUCAUUCGUCAACUUUGUUUGUUCUUUUGAAUCACAUUCAAGGUAUCUAAACGUAGAUUGUUGUCAAAGUCACUGUUGAGUACUGCUUCUUGAGCUGUUUCGCUACAGUGUCCUAUCUGAGCUAAUCGACGGAUGCACUUCAUACACUGGGAUCUGAUC
Messenger RNA from Cylicocyclus nassatus, 992 nucleotides. The record is from the annotation of a GenBank genome assembly. Lineage: Eukaryota; Metazoa; Nematoda; Chromadorea; Rhabditida; Strongylidae.